AUUCAGUUGAAGAGGCAAUUGCAAGUCAUGAGUUGGUUAAGUCCAUUGAUUCUUCCCCUUCCAAAAUGAUUUCUAUUACUGAAAUGGCACCAGUUGAGGAGACUGUUAAUUCAGCUUCUGACCCUGCUGUUACUUCAAUUAAGGCCAUGAAUUUUGUUUCUGAGGUAGAAAAGAGCGAUAGUGGAAGUGUAUUACUAGAGAAGUCAGUGGUCCAUCCUGCAGAAGCGACCAACUUUGCUAUGAAGGUAAAUGAGGACAAUGCAUACUCCUUAACUAAUCAGAAUGUGACAACAUCAAGUGUAAAGGAACCUAAGCCAAAGGAAUGUGAUAAUGAAGUGUUAGCUUCACUGUCUGCUAGUCCUUUCACUAAAUUUACUAAUGGUGCAGAAAAUAUUAAGGAUUCCAAGACUGCAGAG
Messenger RNA from Cajanus cajan (pigeon pea), 416 nucleotides. The record is from RefSeq and is a predicted model, not a curated record. Lineage: Eukaryota; Viridiplantae; Streptophyta; Magnoliopsida; Fabales; Fabaceae.